UCUGAAAGAGCCGCUCUUCUUUGAUGAUUGGGUAGCGGCAAACUUCAAAGCCAUAAAUCUUCCCUCUGACUGGCUGGCGGCCCGGCAAAGUCCUUAUCAAAUUCUUGGAGGUGAUCCCGGAGCGCUCAGACGGGCCGCGGACAGCGCGCGGGGCGGUGCGGGCCGGUGCGGGGCGAGGCCAGGACCGGCCGGGGGAAGAAACUGGGCUGCUCCUCGUCCUCCCCCUGGCCCCUCCAUGCCUCGGCCUUGCCCCUCCAUGCCUCGGCCUUGCCCCUCUCUCCUCCCCUCGCCCCUGGGGGACCAGUAGCCAUGGCCGCGGUGGCCGUCCUCCGCAACGACAGCCUGCAGGCUUUCCUCCAGGACCGGACCCCCAGCGCCUCUCCGGACUUGGUCAAGCACUCGCCCCUGGCUCUCCUGGCCGCCACCUGUAGCCGCAUCGGACAGCCCGGGGCUGCCGCCCCUCCGGAUUUCCUGCAGGUCCCCUACGACCCGUCGCUGGGGUCGCCCUCCAGGAUCUUCCACCCGUGGACCACCGACAUGCCGGCCCACUCGCCCGGGGGCCUCCCGCACCCCAGCCUGGGGUUGACCCCGCAGAAGAGUCACCUGCAGCCGUCCUUCGGGGCGGCCCACGAGCUGCCCCUGACGCCCCCGGCCGACCCCACCUACCCCUACGACUUCUCGCCGGUGAAGAUGCUGCCCUCGCCCAUGGCCGCCCUGCCGGCCAGCUGCCCGCCCGCCUACGUGCCCUACACUGCGCAGGCCGCUCUGCCCCCGGGCUACUCCAACCUGGGCCCGGCCGCCCCGGCCCCGCCGGCCCCGGCCGCGGAGGACCUGCCCUGGUGGAGCAUCGGUCCAACGGGCACCGGGGGUCCGGGCGGGGGUCCCGGACACCCGCCCCCGCGCUUCGCCAGCGCCCUGCAGCGCAACCUGGUGCUGGGCCCCUCGGACCUGGCCCAGUACCAGAGCCAGAUCGCCGCCCUCCUGCAGACCAAGGCCCCCCUGGCAGCCGCGGCCAGGAGGUGCCGCCGCUGCCGCUGCCCCAACUGCCAGGCGGCGGGCGGAGGGCCCGACCCCGAACCGGGCAAGAAGAAGCAGCACGUGUGCCACGUCCCCGGCUGUGCCAAGGUCUACGGCAAGACGUCGCACCUGAAGGCCCACCUGCGCUGGCACACCGGCGAGCGCCCCUUCGUCUGCAACUGGCUCUUCUGCGGCAAGAGUUUCACCCGCUCCGACGAGCUGCAGCGGCACCUGAGGACUCACACCGGCGAGAAGCGCUUCGCCUGCCCCGACUGCGGCAAGCGCUUCAUGCGCAGCGACCACCUGGCCAAGCACGUCAAGACCCACCAGAACAAGAAGGUCAAGGCCGCGGAGGCGGGGGUCAAGCGGGAGGACCCCCGGGACCUGUGACCUCCCCCCCCCCCCGUCCCCUUAGACCCACCCCCAUCUUGGAGAUGGAGGGGGAGAGGGCGGGCACUGGAGGUGGCGUCCACCACACCCCCUUUCCCAUGAGGGCGUUCAAGACCCCCCCCCCCGAGUCGCCCCGGACGCCUGGGUCCGACCCGACGGCCGGGAGGCCUAGUCCCCGGCUCCCUGCAGGUUCAGGGGGGCCGGGACCCCCAGGCUCGGAGGCGCCCACGGGACCGGACUUUGUGUACAGGUUAUUUAAUACUUCGGGUGAAGUUAAAUUGGGGUGGGAGGGGAGUUGGGGUCGGGGGGGAAUGUUCUCUUAUCCUUAGCGCCAUGCGGGGGCUCCAGCAUGAGAUGUCUCUGUAAAGCGACCUGCGACCGCACCCCUUCCAAUAAAUGCAUUGCCACUGGGGUCACCUCGGGAAGAUCCCCGCGCUGCCUCUGCUCCGGUCCUUGCUGCCUAAGGAAGGCUCUGCGAAGCGGUCCGGUUGGCCGACGGCUUGGUCCUCGCUGUAGGCGGGCCGCUGAGGUCCAGCAGGGCAGAGGGGCAGCAGGCCACGGUCACUAGUGGGAGGGCCGGGUUGCCCGAAGUGGGGGGGAAGCUGGCGCUCCGGGGAGGGUCCAGCCGACCUUGCCACCCUGGUGUUUAGAGCUAAAGGCACCCGGGGGUGGCUGAGUGGAAGCCGAAUCCCCCCAACCCCCCCAGAUGUCCCCCUAACAGCCGGGAAUCUAGUGCCACUAAACCCCAUUCCUUGACACGUUCUUACCCGGAUCACCUCCUCCCUUGGGUUUCCGUGUGGGAGGCAGCCCGUUCUCCAAGCCGGGAUCCGGCCCAUCCCGAAAUCCGGCCCCAAACUACCAGGAGCCAAGGCACAAACGGACAGCGUGUGCGGGGAAAACGCCGGAAAACGUUUGGGGGCUCUUGGGUGGGGAAGGGGAGUGCCAAGAGGAGAUUGCACAGUCCAGUAGAGGCCCGACUCGUUCUGCGAGGAAAGAAGGAGAUUCCCGCUGGGCAGAGCUCAGCCAAGUUUAAGCUACAAGAAAGAGCUACAUCUGGGUUUGGCUUUUUGUUUUGUUGCGUUUCUGGGCUGGAAAGGGCACGUUUUCAUUUUUAAUUUCCGUUCUCGCUUGAACACCUAUUCAGGGGCGAUUCUGAGAAGCAUAUUGUUGUAGUCACAUUGCAUGGCCUCGUUGGAAGCUCUAGGCCCCUUUUUCCUCUCGGUUAUUUUUUCAACCCUAAAUGGACUUAGUGCUUCCUCUUGGAGUCCACAACUCAAAUAUCCACGAUACAAGUUCUCACAUCUUGGAAAAGUGACAAAGGGGUACUUGCAUAGGCUGCUUUGAAUUUUUCUAAAACUUUUGAAAAGCACUUCCAGGGGUAUGUGCUGUUCCUGAAGCUGAGCUUCCAUUCUUAAUUGCCUACUUGACAUAUUUUCCCUUUCUGAAUAGGCGUUUGAGUGGAUCCCAGAAUUUAAAAGCGGUGCACCUCCUCACCUUAAGAAUAAAAAAUAAAUAAAAACCAAAUUUCUUGAAUAAGAGAUAAACAAAAACUGAGUUGUUAAUACAUUGCUAGGGGACAGUAAAUGUCACUUUUACCUUGGGCAUUGCAUCUGAGUGAUCAUUUUAAGGGAAGUAACUCCAUUAUAAACCCGGUGGUGGGUUUAACUGGUUUUUAUAGGCUAUUGAUAUGUGCAGCUAAUGAUGAAAUGUUUAAUCAAAGUAAACGAGGUGCCAUUGUGAGAAUAAUCACUGAAUGAAGAUAGUCAUACUGAAAGUUAACCAUGCCAGUAAACCAUGAUUCUCAAAAGCCAUCAGAACUUAGACAAACUGAAUAGCAUGAGAAAUCCACCAGUACGAUUAGCCUUUAAAUUACUUUUAUGCUCCUAAGAAGCAUAAUACACUGGCUAGCCUCUGAGUCAAAACUCUUUUGAGAAUAAUGCAGUUCAUGAGAGUUUUCUCUUUCAGACAUCCUGGAAGAUCUCCCAGAACCAUUUCUUUUAUAAUAAAAGUGAAAUAAUUCUAAUUCCUAAAAUGAUUUUAUUAAGGAAGAACUGUUAGGUAGGUCAGUUCUCUGAAGUCAGCUAUUUUCAAGGAUGAUACUUAUUUUUAACAUUAAAUAUUCAUAAAGUAUUAAAAUUAAACAUUUGAAAGUAAAGAGUUCAGUGAAAGAGACCAUGGUAAAUUGAAUGACUUGAAUGACCAGAAAAACUACAGCCCAUUCAGAAGCAGGGAAAGGUGAUGCUGUUGGUGAUGGAAAUAGAGGAAAAUAGAGGUAGAAGAACUAACCAUAGACCCAAAAUUAUUUUGUGGACAGCAUGUCAGAAAAGGUGAAUUCUAUUUUUAGGAUAUUGAGGUCUGCUAUUCUGUAUUAUCAGUUGUUAGAGGAUAAUGGUUUUCUGCCUCGGAAUAACAAGCUCGAGAUAAGCCUUCUUUGUAAUUUACUUAGAUGGAUGUUUGCAAAAGAGGGUACAAGUAUUUCCUGGUUCUAUCGGCUUCUUUCAAUUGUCUUGAGAUAACUUGGCAGACAAAGUUUCUUACUGAAGUCUGCAGAUAUCUGUAUUCCAGUUAGUUUAAAGAAUUGAUUUUUUUGAAUACCUCAGCCAACCGGGGAAAAGAAAAUGGUUCUUUAUCAUUCAAUUGCUUUUUUUUCCUAGAGGAGUUUGAAUUUUUAUAACUGAGGAAAAGCCUCCUGGUAAAUGCUUAAUAAUAGAAUCAAUUCUAAACACCUGGCAAAAGCAAGAAUGGAUGAGAUUUGGGAAUGUAGGUGGUUGAGAGGAAAUCUUUUUUUUUUUUAUGGGGCCUUCAGGAUAUUUGGAAGUAUGUCAUCAAUGUACCAGCAGUGUGCAAAUAAUGAACAGGUACUAGCUGAGGAUAAAUAGUCCUAUGUCAGAAUAUAUAAUUAAAUUGAAAGGAAAAGAAAUUUGAAAACAGGCUACUGUUGAAUUAAAAUAUAGCUGGUGAAAGUUCUGGUAACUCUUCCAACAUUAAAAAAAUGUUCCAGUAUACUACAAUAAUAGUGUCAAACAAUAAUUAAAUGUGAUUGUUGUAGGUUA
Messenger RNA from Ornithorhynchus anatinus (platypus), 4460 nucleotides. RefSeq names its product Sp5 transcription factor (gene SP5). NCBI's taxonomy places the organism in Eukaryota, Metazoa, Chordata, Mammalia, Monotremata, Ornithorhynchidae. The coding region runs from base 310 to 1407 and encodes 365 amino acids. Gene Ontology annotation, biological process: regulation of transcription by RNA polymerase II. Gene Ontology annotation, molecular function: RNA polymerase II cis-regulatory region sequence-specific DNA binding; DNA-binding transcription factor activity, RNA polymerase II-specific. The record is from RefSeq and is a predicted model, not a curated record. The transcript is spliced from 2 exons.